AUGAAAGUAGAGUCGAGUUCAGACACAAAGUCGCAGCUGAACAGUGCUGAAACUACAAUCAAGUCUACUCCCUUUCUCGGAUCUUUGGCUGACUCUAUUCUUAUUUUGAUAGAUGAACGGAAAGUUGAUGAUGCCAUCAGUUUGAUUCAAGUGUAUCUUGAUCAAUCUAGUUAUCCUCAGAGUUCUACAACCAGUAAACUGUUUGCAUUGAUUUUUCAUGAUCCAAAGGUCGAAUUGCACGAGGUUGCCAUGUUUGUUACGCUUUACACCAAUCUUAUCCUGAUACAUGGCCCAGAGGUGUUUGAUGAUGUAUGGAUUAGACCAAAAGGCAGUGUUAGUACAUUUUGGAUAGCGGUAGAACAGGCAUGGGAUAAACUUUUUAAAGCGAUUAAAUUGCAGGAUGAAAAAGAGAUUCGUAGAAUGCUGCUGAUCAUGGAUCUUUUUCUUGAUAUAGCAAUGCGAGUUAUCACUUUGAAUGAUGAACAAUGCAAGAUGAGGGAAGUUGUUAUUGGAUCUAUUGGUAGACGAAUGGGUCUUCCCACUGGAAUUGUUGAAGCCAUUGAUACCAUUCAGAAACUGUCAGGAAAAUCACCAGUUAAAUUAUUUACCACACACUUGGUUCGCUUCACCUCGUUGUGGUUCAAUGUAUUUGGCGCAUACAAGUGUACUAAUGAAGGCAUGGAUUAUCACGAACUACUGUCUGAAAAAGCCAUCGAGAUCAUUCGAUCACUUUCAAACAUGAGCAUCUCAUGUGCAGCAGCAGAAACACUGUCCAAAUCACUCGAUGCUAAAAUUAGUCGAUCAGCGGAUAAGUCUAUUGACACAUCGCUCGUACUAAAUACUGAAUGGCAUUAUCAUCAAACACUUGUUGCUUUUGUUAGAACACUUGAUCCAGGCCAGUUUCUUUGGCAGUUCUGUGAUCACACGCUUGUAUCAACAAACGUUUAUCCAGUGACUGUUCGACAUUUAGCAAAAGCCAAACCGACUUGGCAAAAGAUAUCUCAGGUCCAUUUGCAGUCCAAACCUGCAAGAGUAACAGUAGGUACGAUGUGGGUGCAUGCAAUUCUGCUUAGCCGUUUAAUGGAAAGCAUAGAAUUGGAGGCAAGCCAGUUGGAUAUUGCACGAGCGUCGAUCGAAUCGAUUAUAGAAGAGAUUCGCGAAGAUUUGUCAAAUGCUAAAAGUAGGCGAGGUGGGCAGUCUAAACAUGCUUUGGAUGCUUCUGCUUUUGGAUCAAAAAACAGUGAUAUGAUACAGACUGCCACAAUAGGACCAGCAGCAGCCAAGCGAUCUAUACAGUCCUGCUCAACAAUUGACGAUGACAGAGUAUAUCCUAUCGACCAAUAUAUGCUACGAUGGCCAGAUAUGAUGAUGAUGAUGUGUGAAUCAGCCCUGACACUCUGAUACAUUUGUUUUUAUAAACCAUGAUUAUGCAGCUCAAAUACAUUGCCUUGCGUGUGGUGUUGAGCAUCUCCAAAUAUCAAAGUCGACACUAUGUGUAGGGUUUCAAUAUGUAAAAUAGCAAGGCUACAUGUAUAUACGGAAAUAUACUGUUUUUCAACU
Molecule: messenger RNA, 1560 nt
Organism: Batrachochytrium dendrobatidis JAM81
Lineage: Eukaryota; Fungi; Chytridiomycota; Chytridiomycetes; Rhizophydiales
Exons: 8
Coding region: 1-1401 (466 amino acids)
Source: RefSeq, a predicted model, not a curated record